AUGCCAUCACACCGUCCUCCGAAGGGGCGCAGCUCCACAACAUCCCUGCCAACUCUAACUCCAACAUACUCGUCACUACUCGUCACUGCAGCCGUUGCAGUGAGUGUAUUGGGCAGCCACCAUAUACCAUCUAGUUGGCGGCGUUUAUUGGCUGCUGAAAGCCUCUUGCUGAGUCUGACUAAGCGUUGUUUAUGGGUGGUGGGCUUGGCGAGAAGCCGAAAUUCGUCGGAUGUUAGGGAUCGCGAGCAUGAGAAAGGGGUUUUGCUACAAAGGCAGACGUUGGAGGACAUUUUGGAGGUGGAGUGGUUGGAAGAAGGCGAACUAAGGGCUGUAGUCCUAAUUGGUAAUAAUCCAAGAGUCGUAGAGACGGGAGCGGUAGACAUGCUAUUCCGGACAUUGGCUGUGUGCCUCUUCUACACGACUUAUCUCAUCUCUGAAGCCGGAUUCGUUUCGUAUAUUUCUACCUACUUUAGGAAGCAUGAAAACUUUCCGUGUCCUCUUCUCUAUGUUGCCAUGCUAAGUAUUGUAUCGCUAGACCUACAAGCCAGACUGAGCAAACUCAUCAAGUGCUUAUCUCAAGUGCUCGGCCAACUGUGCAGAGAAGCUCGGAGCCCCUGA
Molecule: messenger RNA, 618 nt
Organism: Lindgomyces ingoldianus
Lineage: Eukaryota; Fungi; Ascomycota; Dothideomycetes; Pleosporales; Lindgomycetaceae
Exons: 6
Coding region: 1-618 (205 amino acids)
Source: RefSeq, a predicted model, not a curated record